AUGGAUUCUCUGACAGAGCCUCAACUCGUCGAUUUUCACACAAUCAAACAGACAGCAACCACCCAGCCAUCAACCCAUAUCCUCCAACUAGAUGGACAAGUCGUUUACAACGAGGUCGCCGUCUCGCUUGAAGAAUCCGACGGCCAGAAAAGCGUAGAUAAUUCCACCGCCCCCAGCCAAUCGGAAUCAGUCACCCCCGUCUCCGUGCUGGAUGGACGUCUUGCCAAUUUCGGCGUCGUGACUCCCGGUAUCUACAGAAGCGCUUGGCCUACCGUCGACACCUAUGAUUUCGUCAAGAGUCUGAAUCUAAAGACGGUCGUCACCUUGGUUCGACGAGAUGUCGAAGAUGAGGCCUACGCUGCCCUCCUCCAGGUCAAUGGCAUCAAACACCAUACCAUCCUCCGGCUAGUCCUUGAUAAGAGCAAUCACCCCGUCCUUAUUCAUUGCAACCACGGAAGGCAUCGCACCGGUUGUGCUGUCGGAGCCAUCCGCAAGGUGUACGGCUGGGACACGACCACGGUGGUCUCCGAGUACCAAUCUUUCGCCUAUCCUAAACCCCGGGAGUCAGACAUUAGCUAUGUCACUUCCAUCGAGCCAUCCCUAUUCUUCCAGGAACCCUCGACGAUUAGCACCCUUCCCCGACGCGAGGCCUUUCUACGUACCCUUUUCUUUACCUUCAUUGGCGCUCUCAUCUGGCUGUCUACCGGCUUCAAGUUUGACAACAAUCGGCCUCACCAAUGA
This is a messenger RNA of Parascedosporium putredinis, 741 nucleotides long. NCBI's taxonomy places the organism in Eukaryota, Fungi, Ascomycota, Sordariomycetes, Microascales, Microascaceae. The record is from the annotation of a GenBank genome assembly.